This is a messenger RNA of Diaporthe batatas, 2795 nucleotides long. Its product is annotated as bifunctional aminoimidazole ribotide synthase/glycinamide ribotide synthase. Gene Ontology annotation, molecular function: phosphoribosylformylglycinamidine cyclo-ligase activity; metal ion binding; ATP binding. NCBI's taxonomy places the organism in Eukaryota, Fungi, Ascomycota, Sordariomycetes, Diaporthales, Diaporthaceae. The record is from RefSeq and is a predicted model, not a curated record. Gene Ontology annotation, cellular component: cytosol. Bases 187 to 2568 code for a protein of 793 amino acids. The transcript has a single exon. Gene Ontology annotation, biological process: 'de novo' IMP biosynthetic process; adenine biosynthetic process.
CCUGCGGGUAGCUAAAAUUUCGCGACUCGUUUCUGCCGCGUUUUCGCUCCGUCUCGCGCAGGAAAGAGAGAAAAAGAUGUCGAGGAUCACUUUCCCAAGGGCGUGGUCCAUCCAGUCCCCAGCUUCAGACUGCCACCAACCCCCCUGAGCGAUCUCUUCGUCUUGGAUUGAUUCUCCCCCGCCACAAUGGCCUCCCAGUCCAUCCGCAUCCUGCUUAUCGGCAACGGCGGCCGUGAGCAUGCCCUCGCCUGGAAGCUCAGCCAGUCGCCCCUCGUCGAGUCCAUCAUCGCCGUCCCUGGAAAUGGUGGCACCGCGGCCUGCCCCAAGGUGACCAACAACUCGUCCGUCUCCGCCGAGGACUUCCCUGGCCUCGUCGCCCUCGCCCAGCAGGAGAAGAUCAACCUCGUCGUCCCCGGCCCCGAGGCUCCUCUUGUCGCCGGCAUCGAGGCCUUCUUCACCAAUGUGGGCAUCCCGUGCUUCGGGCCCUCAGAGGCCGCGGCGCGCAUGGAGGGCAGCAAGACCUUCUCCAAGGACUUCAUGAAGAAGCACAACAUCCCCACCGCGGCCUACGAGAACUUCUCCGACUACGAAAAGGCCAAGGCCUACAUCGACUCGGUCCAGCACGACAUCGUCAUCAAGGCCACUGGCCUGGCCGCCGGAAAGGGCGUCAUCAUCCCCACGUCCAAGGAGGAGGCCCACCAGGCGCUCAAGGAGAUCAUGGUCGACCAGGCCUUCGGCGACGCCGGCAGCGAGGUUGUCAUCGAGGAGUUCCUGACCGGCGACGAGCUGAGCGUGCUGUCCUUCUGCGACGGCUACACCAUCAAGUCCCUGCCCCCGGCCCAGGACCACAAGCGCAUUUUUGAUGGCGACCAGGGCCCCAACACUGGCGGCAUGGGCUGCUACGCGCCGACCAACAUCGCCACGCCCGAGCUGAUCGCAACUAUCGACAAGGAGGUUCUUGAGCCCACCAUCGCCGGCCUGAGGAACGACCGGAUGCCCUUCAAGGGCUGUCUCUUCACCGGUCUCAUGGUCGGCCCCAAGGGCGUCAAGGUCCUCGAGUACAACGUGCGCUUCGGUGACCCCGAGACCCAGACCGUCCUCCCCUUGCUGACAGAGGACACCGAUCUGGCCGAGAUCAUGCUGGCCUGCGCCAAGGGUUACCUGAGCUCUAUGGACUUCAAGGUGCAGCCCAGGUUCAGCGCGACCGUGGUCGUCGCCGCGGGCGGAUACCCCAACAGCUACGCCAAGGGGACCCCCAUGACCGUGGGGACCCCUGCUGCCGGCAGUGAUAUCACCAUCUUCCACGCCGGCACCAAGCUGGUCGGCUCCCAGCUCCAGACGUCUGGCGGCCGGGUGAUUGCUGCCAACGCCGUCGGCUCAAGCCUCGAGGAGGCCGUCAAGAAGGCCUACGAGGAAGGCAUCAAGCUCAUCCAGUUUGACAACAUGUUCUACCGCAAGGACAUUGCACACCGCGCAUUCAGGAAAUCUGGCGCUGCCCCGAGCGCAGGGCUCACCUAUGCCCAGGCCGGUGUCAGCAUCGAUGCGGGCAACGAGCUCGUCGAGAUGAUCAAGAAGGCCGUGCGGUCGACCGCCAGGCCUGGCGCCGAUGCCGAGAUUGGUGGCUUCGGCGGCGAGGUCGACCUGUCGGCUGCUGGCUACCCCGAUGCCCCCGUGCUGGUCGGCGCCAUCGACGGCGUCGGCACGAAGCUGAUCAUCGCGCAGAGCAUGAAGAAGCACGACACGGUUGGCAUCGACCUGGUGGCCAUGAACGUGAACGACCUGAUCGUGCAGGGCGCCGAGCCCGUCAUGUUCCUGGACUACUACUCGUGCAGCAAGCUUGAGCCAGCCGACGCGGCGGCCUUUGUCUCCGGCGUGGCCGAGGGCUGCCGGCAGUCCAAGUGCGCGCUCGUCGGCGGCGAGACGGCCGAGAUGCCGGGCAUCUACCACGGCGAGGACUACGACGCGGCCGGCGCAGCCAUCGGCGUCAUGCGCAAGGAGGCCCGCCUGCCCCGCCUGGCCGACAUGGCCGAGGGCGACGUCCUCCUCGGGCUGGCGUCCAACGGCGUGCACUCCAACGGCUUCUCGCUGGUCCGCCGCAUCGUCGACCGCGCCGGGCUCAGGUACGCCGACGCCUGCCCCUGGGACGGCGCCGCCGGCACCGUCGGCGAGAGCCUGCUCACCCCGACCCGCAUCUACGUCAAGCCGCUGCUCAAGGUGCUCGGCCAGAACCUCCUCAAGGGCCUGUCGCACAUCACCGGCGGCGGCCUGACGGAGAACGUGCCGCGGGCGCUGCCCAAGACCCUCGCCGCCGAGAUCGACGUGGCCAGCUGGGAGGUCCCCGCCGUCUUCAGGUGGCUGCGCAGGGCGGGCGACGUCGCGCCCAAGGAGAUGGCGCGGACGUUCAACAACGGCGUCGGCAUGGUCGCCGUCGUCUCUGCUGCGGAUGCGGACCAGGCUGUCAAGGUGCUGGAGGCCGAGGGCGAGACGGUCUACAGGAUCGGGCGGCUGGUCAAGAGGAGCGAGGGUGGGGAGGGAUGUGUCCUCAAGGGGCUGGAGUCUUGGGCUUAAGAUGGAUAGAUAUCAGGUGGAAAGGGAAUCGGCUUUGGCGCUUGGACUUGGAAUGGGGGGAAGGAAAAGUAAAUCAACAUGUUGUUUUGUUCGCAUAGAUCUAUGUAUGUGUGCUGUCCUCAUCCGUGAUGGGCCCGUAUCUACACUUGAGCUUGUCCUGUGUCUUGACCUGAUCCCAACUGCUUCUGGCCCAAUCCAUGAGCUGGCCCUUGCUUCAGUCUUGUUCG